UGAUCCUCACUGAGAGUCAGUAAGUUCUAAAACCAAAUAGAUCCUUCUUUUAAUUUAUUUAACUACAUUAGCAUAACGUUCACACCUUUACACACAAAAAUAUGGAGUCGUCGCGGAGCCUCGAGCACGUGCUCUCCAUGCAAGGAGGCGAUGAUGUCGUCAGCUACGUGAACAACUGUUACGGUCCCGCCGCAGCUUUAGCCUUGAGCAAACCAAUGCUGACGUCAGCUAUCCACUCUAUUAAGCUUACCAAAGGAUGCUCCUACUCUCACCUGAAGAUAGCCGAUCUAGGUUGCGCAAUCGGAGACAACACCUUUUCCACGAUCGACACGGUGGUUGAGGUGUUACGGCGGAAGCUGGCCGUGGAUAAAGACGGCGCAACCGAGCCGGAGUUUGAGGUCUUUUUCUCUGACUUGCCUUCUAACGACUUCAACACGUUGUUUCUGUCGUUGGAUGAGAAAGUGAACGGUUCCAGCCGGAAGUACUUCGCGGCUGGCGCUCCGGGGUCGUUCUAUAAGCGGCUGUUUCCCAAAGGAGAGCUCCAUGUCGUUGUGACUAUGAGCGCCUUACAAUGGCUCUCUCAGAUACCCGAAAAGGUGAUGGAGAAAGGAUCGAAGUCAUGGAAUAAGGGAAGGGUGUGGAUUGAAGGAGCAGAGAAAGAAGUCGUGGAGACAUACGCGGAGCAAUCAGACAAGGACUUAGCCGAGUUCUUGAAAUGUCGCAAAGAGGAGAUUGUGGUAGGAGGAGUGUUGUUCAUGUUGAUGGGUGGUCGACCAUCUGGCUCAGUCAGCCAAAUCGGAGAUACUGACUCGAGUCUCAAGCACCCUUUCACAACUUUGAUGGAUCAAGCUUGGCAAAAUCUGGUAGACGAGGGUUUAAUUGAAGAGGAGAAACGAGAUGGUUUUAACAUCCCGGUGUACUUUAGAAGCAUGGAUGAUAUCGUUGCUGCGAUUGAUCGUUGUAGUGGUUUUAAGAUAGAGAAAAUGGAAAAUUUUAAAAUAGCUGAUCACAUGAAUGGUAAGCAGGACGAGUUUAUGAAAGAUCCGGAUUCGUAUGGUCGAUCCAGGGCUAACUAUGUUCAAGCCGGUUUAAAGCCGAUUGUUCAGGCCUAUCUCGGUCCUGACCUGACCCUUAAGCUCUUCAAACGUUACGCAAUUCGAGCUGCUGCCGACAAAGAUAUUCUCAACAAAGACACUUUUUAUCAUAUGAUCGCUGUUUCAGCAAUUAGGGUUUGAUGUUAUUAUCUAUGUACAUGCGUAGUAUUAUCAGAGUAAGACCCUUGUAUUUCAUAUGUAUUAUAGUGUUUGCUGUAACUUUUGAAAUUUUACAAUCUUUCCC
Camelina sativa (false flax) is the source of this 1338-nucleotide messenger RNA. RefSeq names its product gibberellic acid methyltransferase 1. Lineage: Eukaryota; Viridiplantae; Streptophyta; Magnoliopsida; Brassicales; Brassicaceae. The record is from RefSeq and is a predicted model, not a curated record. Gene Ontology annotation, molecular function: methyltransferase activity.